AUGGCCGAACAAGUUACUGGAAAUACUGUCCCUCAGAGGGUCUCUCUCCAUCGCAAUUUUGCUUUUAAGGAUUAUUGCAUUAUUGCUGGUUUGACCUUGAUUUCGCUCCCUCUUGGUUUUUACUUUGGAAGGGGAAAUGGAAAGUUUGUGCAGAAGGCUACGAUGUAUACCACUGGACUCCUGGGUCUCGCUGGAGGUUAUUCCAUUGCCCUCGUAAAUACACGGAAGCGCAUUCUGGGUGAAUAAGCUGGUCAAGGAAAGCGUUCAUUCCAUACAAACUGUUUAGU
Molecule: messenger RNA, 287 nt
Organism: Blastocystis hominis
Lineage: Eukaryota; Bigyra; Opalinata; Blastocystidae
Exons: 2
Coding region: 1-246 (81 amino acids)
Source: RefSeq, a predicted model, not a curated record